Hydractinia symbiolongicarpus is the source of this 950-nucleotide messenger RNA. Its product is annotated as exosome complex component RRP46-like. NCBI's taxonomy places the organism in Eukaryota, Metazoa, Cnidaria, Hydrozoa, Anthoathecata, Hydractiniidae. The coding region runs from base 70 to 753 and encodes 227 amino acids. The transcript has 7 exons. Gene Ontology annotation, cellular component: nuclear exosome (RNase complex); nucleolus; cytoplasmic exosome (RNase complex). The record is from RefSeq and is a predicted model, not a curated record. Gene Ontology annotation, biological process: poly(A)-dependent snoRNA 3'-end processing; rRNA catabolic process; U4 snRNA 3'-end processing.
GAUAAAGAUAAGUUUUAUAGAUUAUUAUCAAUAAUAUCUAAUUAAAUGAAAAUUUUAGAAUAAAAUGACAUGAGACAACUGGAGUGUGAACUAGCGUUGCUCCAAAAGCCAGAUGGAUCUGCUCUGUUUCAACAAGGUGACACCAAGGUGACGUCAGGAGUAUAUGGUCCUGCUGAAGUGAAAGUCAGUAAAGAACUCAUCGAUCGAUCCUAUCUAGAAUGUAUUUUGAAACCAAAGUCUGGAAUGUCAGGCGUGAAAGAAAAGGCCUUAGAAGAAUUCAUGACACAUGCUUGUCGGGAUAUUUUAUUGUCGGCACUACAUCCUCGAUCAGCUGUUCAAAUCGUCAUGCAAAUCAUGCAUAAUGAUGGCUCGUUGCUCUCAACUUUGCUCAAUGCCGCCUGUAUGAGUAUGGUUCAUGCUGGUCUUCCAAUGCGUUGCAUGCUGGUAGCUGUGUGUUGUGUAAUUUCAAAAGAUGACCAAUACAUUGUCGAUCCAACAGCUGAGCAGGAAGUGGGCGCUCGAUGUACGUUCACCUUAUCGUUUGAGUCCAAAAAUAUCAACUUAAUUUCAUCGCACACGACAGGUCGCUUUACAAUAGAAGAGUACUUCAAGUGUUUGCAGUUAUCACGAGAGAGUGCGAAGCAAGUUUUCGAAUUUCAAAGAUCUUCAAUCCAUCGUUUUUUAUCGAGGGAUGUCGAAGAGACUAAUGAAGAAAUAAAUUCAGUUAACGAAGAAGAAAGAAGCGAAGAGUAGUUUCCAGCACAUGAAAGUUUAAAUCGUCUAAUCGAGAAAAACUCUUUAUAGACUUUUUUAUUUAGUGUAAUAAUAUACGUAUCUGAGGCGCCAACAUAGGGAUGUAUUCUAUAAUGCAUAAGGAAGAAAAUGUAUUUAUUUUAAGCUAUUCCAAUAUUUUCUUUAAUAAGCAACACCCUAUCAUGGUCAAUUUUUCA